CGUAGCCAUCAUGAGCUGUAGUUGGUGUUCACAAAGCUACCUGGCUGUUAUAUUUAAUGUCUUACAUAUUGCAUGGACAGCACCCCCGGAGUAUUGCCUGGCACCCUUUAACCAUAGCGACUGUAAUUUGCCACCACAGCAUGUGUUCGCCUACUACAAGCCAGGUUCAAGAUGUGAACUCGAAGUGUGGAGGGGUUGUCCAACUCUCAAUAAAUUUGAAAAUGAGUACUUGUGCAGCAUGAAUUGUAUUUUCAGAAGCCGAAAGGCAAUAUUAGAUUUUGACGAAUGCGCAUCAGCACUCGACACAAAUAAAUGUACCAACAAGACGCAGACAGUAUACACACACGUGGAUGGCCAUUGUAUCAAAGCGGAAUGGAGAGGCUGCCAAACAUUUAAUAAAUUUGACUCCAAAGCAGAAUGUGACGAGAAAUGUACCACAGUAAAUUUCGGAAGCUCGGAAAUACAUUUUAUAGUGCAGGACAUCAAUAAGUUAUUGGAACAUUUAAUCCAAGAAAUAACAAAUAACACAAAUACAACUAAUGUUACUACUGACGCUUUUAACGCUACCUCUACAUAUACUAGCACUACACAAGCUAUCACUACAAAAGCUACCAAUACAGCAGUAACCACUACAGAAGCUACCAAUACAAAAGCAGCCACUACAGAGAGUACCACUACAGAAGCUACCACUACAGAAGCUACCACUACAGAAGCUACCACUACAGAAGCUACCACUACAGAAGCAACCACUACGUAA
Spodoptera litura is the source of this 757-nucleotide messenger RNA. RefSeq lists its product as uncharacterized. Lineage: Eukaryota; Metazoa; Arthropoda; Insecta; Lepidoptera; Noctuidae. Gene Ontology annotation, molecular function: serine-type endopeptidase inhibitor activity. The record is from RefSeq and is a predicted model, not a curated record.